AUGGCCCUCGAACUCCCCAGCUACCCGCCGCUCGAGGCGCGCCCGAUCAAGAACACCAUCGUGCUGUUUGACGUGGACGAGACAUUAACGAAGGCGCGCCGCGCCGCGACGCCCGAGAUGCUGCAGGCACUACAAGCACUACGGCAGAAGGUGGCGAUCGGGUACGUGGGCGGGUCGGACCUGUCGAAGCAGCAGGAGCAGCUGGGCACGGCCGACCGGCCCGUGACGAGCAUGUUCGACUUCUGCUUCUCGGAGAACGGCCUGACGGCCUUCAAGAUGGGCGCCGCGCUGCCGAGCAACAGCUUCAUCAAGUGGAUCGGCGAGGACCGCUACAAGGAGCUCGUCAGCUGGUGCCUGCACUACAUCGCCGACCUCGACACCCCGAUCAAGCGCGGCACCUUUGUCGAGUUCCGCAACGGCAUGGUCAAUGUUUCGCCCCUCGGCCGCAAUGCCACGAACCAGGAGCGCCUCGACUUCAAUGAGUAUGACAAUGUGCACAAGGUCCGCGAGACCAUGGUUGCGAAGCUGAAGGAGAAGUUUGGCCACCUGGGUCUGACGUAUGUCUCAUACCCCUAUACCCUCUACCUGUCCAAAAUCCCUACACAUAAUGUUAAACGCCCUCCCACUCCCACAUCAGGCACAACAACAGGAAACCCAGCUAAUUACCCCCACAACAGCUUCUCCAUCGGCGGCGCCAUCUCCUUCGACGUGUUCCCGACGGGCUGGGACAAAACGUACUGCCUCAAGCACCUGGAGGACGAGGCGCGCAAGCCGGGCGGCGUCAGCUACACGACGGUGCACUUCUACGGCGACAAGACCAUGCCCGGCGGCAACGACUACGAGAUCUACAGCGACCCGCGCACCAAGGGCCACUCGGUCGACGGGCCCGACGACACCCUCCGGCAGCUGAAGGAGGAGUGGGGUAUCUAG
Molecule: messenger RNA, 930 nt
Organism: Anthostomella pinea
Lineage: Eukaryota; Fungi; Ascomycota; Sordariomycetes; Xylariales; Xylariaceae
Source: the annotation of a GenBank genome assembly